Messenger RNA from Talaromyces marneffei, 1122 nucleotides. RefSeq lists its product as uncharacterized. The transcript is spliced from 4 exons. The record is from RefSeq and is a predicted model, not a curated record. Lineage: Eukaryota; Fungi; Ascomycota; Eurotiomycetes; Eurotiales; Trichocomaceae. The coding region runs from base 1 to 1122 and encodes 373 amino acids.
AUGGGUAUCCUCAGAACGAUUAUCUUGGCUCAGAGCCUGCUCUGGUCUCUGGCCUACGUCAAUGCUUCCAAUCUCAACCCUAACGGCCAAGGCUGCGUCGAUCCAAGUGGCUAUCUUCAGUGUUAUAAAAACAAUGAGGAUCAACUUACUUUAUGCAUGGAAAAUGCACAGAAAAAUUGUAUAGGGGAUAUAUACACGGAGUGUGUAUUGGGCUGUGGAGGUGCUCAGUUGGCUGCGAAUAUCGGCUGUUGGCUGACAAGUUGCUGGAAUCAGGUUUAUUCAUGUGCUUAUCAAGAAACUGUGCUACAAUACCUCACGGGUACAGGGCUAGAACAAGGUCCGACGCCUGUUCCAUACUAUCCUGCACCAGAUAAUGCUCCUGGCGGAUGUGUAUGCAAUCUAGGUUACAUCUGGGGGAACUUCACCGUGACCUAUGCCCUGAACAAUCCUUGUGGAUCAUAUAAUGUAGUUUCUGCUGGUGUUGGGCCCGAGGCUAGCUGCCAGUGUUGUUGGGAUUCAUCUAUUCUGUCCAACAUUGUCGAUAUGUGUCCCCAUAACGACCUCUCCGAUCUCUCCGUCCACACAAUGCUGGACGCCUUUGAGUCUGGCUACAACAAUUCGGCUUCUGAUAAAUGUUCCGUCCUCGCGAACGGUGCCCAAUGUGUUAGCUCGUUUGGCUUGGAUACUAUCGCGAGUACGUGGUACAACCCAGGCCAACUUCCCUCCGGUUUUCCCGGAACAGCGCCACUUUCAGACACCACCGCUGGUGGCAGUCUCACAAGUGCUCCGGCUCCAUACACUUAUUCAAUCUUCCCAAGUUAUAUAUCUGUCAUUACGCCGGCUCCAUAUAAUGCCAAAAACGCCGCUGGUACGGGACCUGUUGCCGAAACCUCUGCCGCUGCUGGAGCCUCCCCCACUGGAACCCACGCCGCUGGAGUGUCUGCUACCGGAGCCUCUGCUACAGGAACAAGCUCUCCAACCGGUGCUGUAAGCUCUCCCGUAGGACAGAAGGGUGCUGCAGACAAUCUUGUAUCUCAGAUUAGCUUUGGAUUUGGAAUCUGGGGUCUAGCCGCACAGAUGCUUGGUUGUGCUCUUGUGUCUGGGGCAGUACAGUUCGCAUAG